UAUAACUGCAUUCUUUGUUAUAGAUAUGUUUCUGUUAAUUUGAACAAUUUCUAAUGAUUAGCAAUAGGAGCACACAGAAAAACAUAUAUAUAUCACAUUUUAAUUACUUUAUUGGAUUCGCCUGCUUUGAGAACUCAGUAUUUUAAAAAACAUUAAGCUUUUUUUUUUAAUUUGCUUAAUGUUUACAUAUCUUUUUAAUUCUUUACCAUCCCCUGCAGAGGGUGCUAUUAACACCUACAUACCUCAGGUCUAUCAGUGUGUCGGUUCAAAUAAAUUCUUUUAGACCACCACUUUAAAGACUUUACACCAUCCUUAAAUCUCUUACAUGGUGUAAAUGGUAUUUUAUUGCGAGAUUAUCAGUUACAAUAGUUGAUUUUUACCUAUCCUUAGCAUAGCUAACGUUGCCUCAUUUGGGUUAAAAUGCAAGCAUGGCAUUUCUGAACUUGCAUCUCUGGUCACCUAUUGGUCAUCUUUGGUAAACAUUUUCAAAGCAAGAUUGAGGAAAAAGUUGAGAAAAAAGCUACAAAGUGAAGUACCACAGCUGAAUUGUACAGCAAAGCCUUAGGUAAAUGUUUCUGUAAAUGUCUACAUUCUGUACUCGAUGAAUACAAAUGAACUACAACAAUUGUAAACAUUUUGCUGCUGUUAUGUUUGCAUUCCAAUGUUCUAAUUGUUGAAAAAUAUGUGUUCUAUAUCCAGUUCUAUCGCUGUUAUUGCACCUUUUGCAUUUUAACUACUUUUAUGAAAAAUAAUAAUAAAUAAAUGUUGAUUAAAGCUUUAUUUUGGUAAGUAUCAGUAUAUGUGGGUGCUCAGUGCUGUGGUCACAGGUGCGCUGUUUAUCUAAAAUCUCUUUGCUAACAGCCCCUACCUCUACCCUCAGCCCUCAUCCUCUAAAUGAGCCCGUCCAAUCACAGCGCAGAACCAACCCACUAAUUCCCCAUGCACAGCUCUAAUUGGCUGAUACCCAAAUCAAUUUCCCCUGCAAUUGGCAAUAAAACGGCUACUUGUUGGAACGUCUGCCCUCCCACUGAUUUAUGUCUGCGAGCACACACACACACGGGCUACAUUUAAACCUAGGACCGACUGAUGCUGAUGCUUAUCCCGAUGCUAGUGCAGGUGUAAACGCAGAAGCAACACUAACAGCAACCAAACAGAGCAGCAUCAUGAGCAUGAGCUACGCGUCUGCGGCGCCCACGCAGAGGUCCACGUCUUUUUUCAUAGAAGACAUCCUACUGCACAAACCUAAGCCCCUCAGAGAGACCAUGCCCUCACCCUUCUGCAGCUCCCUGACCUCCAGGAUGCCCAUCCUGGAGUACGGAUACCCGCUGAUGCCGACCCCCAUCCUGGCUCCACAUCCGCACCACCCUCUACACAAACCGGAGCAUCAAUACUUCUUCACUUCUGGGAUGCAGAUGCCGGCCUUGUUCCAGCACCAUGCAGAGUUGCCUGGGAAGCACUGUCGGCGCAGGAAGGCCAGGACGGUCUUCUCCGACUCUCAGCUGUCCGGCCUGGAGAAAAGGUUCGAAAUCCAGAGGUACCUGUCCACGCCAGAGAGAGUGGAGCUGGCCACGGCCCUCAGCCUGUCUGAGACACAGGUAAAGACGUGGUUCCAGAACCGCCGCAUGAAGCACAAGAAACAGCUGCGGAAAUCGCAGGACGAGCGCAAAGCUCCGGGGGAGAUGGAGCGCACGGCGGACAACUGCAGCGAGAGGGACGGGACGGACAGGAGCGCACAGGAGGAGCUCAAACACGGCAUGGAGCCGGACUCGUACGUGCUGGAGGAGAACGACGACGAGGAAGAGGACGAGGACGAUGUGGACAUCGAGGACGACGUGUGCUCUCCGGACCAUCUACUAUAGUAGGCUGCAGUUUGUUUCCACUAACAAGCAGGCAGCGGUAGAUGCACUGUAAAUGCACUGUAAAUAUGUCACAUGAAAUAUACUGUUUAAACGGCGGAGGAGGAAGUCUAUAUUUAUUCAACCAUGCAACUGAUUUUUUUAAUUAACAAUGUCCUUCAAUAACGUC
Molecule: messenger RNA, 2025 nt
Organism: Cynoglossus semilaevis (tongue sole)
Lineage: Eukaryota; Metazoa; Chordata; Actinopteri; Pleuronectiformes; Cynoglossidae
Gene: bsx
Product: brain-specific homeobox
Exons: 3
Coding region: 1035-1859 (274 amino acids)
Biological process (GO): regulation of DNA-templated transcription
Molecular function (GO): DNA-binding transcription factor activity, RNA polymerase II-specific; DNA binding
Source: RefSeq, a predicted model, not a curated record